Molecule: messenger RNA, 2672 nt
Organism: Pangasianodon hypophthalmus (striped catfish)
Lineage: Eukaryota; Metazoa; Chordata; Actinopteri; Siluriformes; Pangasiidae
Gene: mapk8a
Product: mitogen-activated protein kinase 8a
Exons: 12
Coding region: 225-1544 (439 amino acids)
Biological process (GO): protein phosphorylation; JNK cascade
Cellular component (GO): cytoplasm; nucleus
Molecular function (GO): ATP binding; JUN kinase activity
Source: RefSeq, a predicted model, not a curated record
UGACGUAGAGCGCAAUGUCGCGUGCGCUGCAUGCAAGGCCUGUCAGAGCUAGGAAGCGGUGUGUGUGCGGUCAGGUUAUGGUUUAUUCAGCCGAGCAACCAAAUACUCGUUAGCUGUUAGCGUUAAUACCUUCGUUUGCCCGGCUUUACAUGAUCCGUGGAUAUUAAUAUAGAAGGCAGUAACUGGAGUAGAAUUCCCGGCAGGUCCAUAGACGUGUGUGUUGUAUGAAUGCUCAGACAUCAAUUUGCCAGGACGUCAUCAUGAAUAAAAACAAAAGGGAGAAGGAAUUCUACAGUAUAGAUGUGGGGGAUUCAACAUUCACAGUUCUGAAGCGUUAUCAGAACCUGAGACCGAUCGGCUCAGGAGCACAGGGAAUAGUCUGUUCAGCAUAUGACCAACAUCUUGAAAGAAAUGUAGCUAUUAAGAAACUUAGCCGGCCUUUUCAGAAUCAGACACAUGCCAAGCGAGCAUACAGAGAGCUGGUGCUAAUGAAGUGUGUCAACCAUAAAAAUAUUAUCGGCCUCUUAAAUGUUUUUACACCACAAAAAACAUUAGAAGAAUUUCAAGAUGUUUACCUUGUAAUGGAGCUGAUGGAUGCGAACCUUUGCCAAGUCAUUCAGAUGGAGCUUGACCACGAGCGGCUGUCCUAUCUGCUGUACCAGAUGCUGUGUGGAAUUAAACACCUCCACGCGGCAGGGAUCAUCCACAGGGACCUGAAACCUAGUAACAUAGUAGUCAAAUCAGACUGUACCCUAAAGAUCCUGGACUUUGGCUUGGCCCGGACAGCGGCCACUGGUUUGCUGAUGACACCAUAUGUGGUGACCCGCUACUACAGAGCCCCUGAAGUCAUCCUGGGAAUGGGAUAUCAAGCCAAUGUUGAUGUCUGGUCUGUUGGGUGUAUCAUGGCUGAAAUGGUCAGAGGUAGUGUGUUGUUUCCAGGCACUGAUCAUAUUGAUCAGUGGAACAAAGUCAUUGAGCAGCUUGGGACCCCAUCCCAAGAGUUCCUGAUGAAACUCAAUCAGUCCGUAAGGACAUAUGUGGAGAACCGGCCUCGCUAUGCCGGAUACAGCUUUGAGAAGCUUUUCCCUGAUGUUCUUUUCCCUGCCGAUUCAGAUCACAACAAACUCAAAGCCAGCCAGGCUCGAGACCUGCUUUCCAAAAUGCUAGUUAUAGAUGCUUCCAAGCGCAUCUCGGUAGAUGAAGCUCUACAGCACCCUUACAUUAACGUGUGGUAUGAUCCAGCUGAGGUUGAGGCUCCCCCUCCAGUGAUCACUGACAAGCAGUUGGAUGAAAGGGAGCACACAGUGGAGGAGUGGAAAGAGUUGAUUUAUAAGGAAGUGCUGGACUGGGAGGACAGGAUGAAGAACAGCGUGAUCCGUGGCCAGCCCCCUCCUCUAGGUGGAGCAGUAGUCAAUGGCUCGCCUCAAGCUUCCUCCUCCUCCUCCAUCAACGAUGUGUCCUCCAUGUCUACAGAGCCCACCAUGGCGUCAGACACAGACAGCAGUCUGGAGGCCACAGCCGGCGCACUGAGCUGCUGCAGAUGACUAUCACCUUCCCCUGGAGCAUCGCUUUGUGUCGCAUGGUAUCAGAUUUAGGCCAGACAGGUUUGCUUUUCUUAAUGCUCGUCCUUUUCUUUUAUCUAUAUUUUUAUUGGAUAAAGAAGGUUUGCAACGUAAAGGCAGUGUAAAUACACAUGCCGUUAUAAGUGUGUAGGCUGGCGUUAUUUGCUUCCUCUCUAAAUACUGCAAUAUUCCAUCGUCAUUUUAUUCUCCCAUCAAGAAGCUCCAGCAGCCCCUAACUACUGAAUGUGAGUACUUUUAACACGCUCACUUAAUCCUUCCUUUGUAAGAACAUAUUGGUGUAGAAUGUAAAGACUAAAUUGUAAAUAUAUAUUUUUAUUUAUUUUAUUUUACUUUAUAUGUGUGUGGGUUUUAUGUGUGAGUGGAUAUAUCUGGGUCUACAAGCUUCCUUAUAGUAUUUUGAUCAUUUAGAUAGUGGAUGUAAAAUAUUAAAUAGUGCAUAAAUUGCUAUCAGUAUAUUAUAGCUAUUUAAUUUCCAUUGUUUUGAGAUGGUUUCAUCUAGCUGGUGGUUUCUACAGCUCUGACCCAGAAUUUGUUUGUUUUAUUUGUACAUUUUUGUUAGAGCAAGGACUCAUUUAUGGCAUCCGAACUACUUCAUAUAUACAGUAUAAAGGUUAUUUAAUAAGUCUGCAUGGAUCCUUAGUUUGGCUUUUCUUUUGCAUUUUUUUUUAAUUUAUUUAUUUAUUUUUCUGGUUGAUUGUGGCAAAAAGGGACUCUGAGAUAUUGUAUGUCAGUCAUCUGAUAAUGGCUUUCAAAAUCAUUAUUCCCAAUUUUGGUACAACCGGAUUUGAACUGUAAUUCACAUUUUACAGUUAUUGGAUAUUUAAUCCAGUUUAAACAGUAUUAAAGGUAGUUCUCUUAUACUUGAAAUGCUGUCCUGCAUUGAAUGUGGAGUAAGUCAUUGCGAAUCAAGGAAAGUAUUCUCAUUUUUGUAUGCAAAAUCUAUUUAUAGUUCACGAUAUCAGCUGAUUAUUUUUGUGAAAUGUAAAAAAUAUUUCAUUCUUUAAAGGUAUUUUUAUUUAUAUUUUUGGAAAUGAUGGAAAGGUUUGUAAUGACUGGUGCUGUAAAAAUAAAUGUGUAGUGUAUUAAGUA